GAUGAGAAGGCAGCAUUGUGGACCUUGUCUGGUCUGUAGCAGAGAUAAACAGUUAUCCUGGCACCAUCCUCAUCCUCUGUACGGAACCAGUUAGCAGACUUUCGGUUUGGGCAGCCUGCCUAUAGUUUUCUUCAUCUCUUGCUAAUCUCUACAGUAAGGUUGUUCUUUCUUAGCUGAGUAAACUAGUAAGUCACAGUGUCUGAAAGGGAAAAACCAUGUUGCCUUUUGUGUUGCUUUUCCUACCUGAAAGGGUCUGACCUCAGCAAGUACCACAUUGACAGUCCUGAGUUUUCUGCUGUUAAAAUGAUGCUGCUUUUCUUCCAGCUCCAAGUUCAGCCAUCCCAUCUAGAUUUUCCUCUUCUCCAGUGUGUUCACCUUAAGUCAGCUUCACCUGUCCCCUUUGCAGUCAGCCCAUGAGCUCAGCGUGCAUUUCUCUCCCUGUAGAUCACAAAGGGGAGGUAGCAGGUAUGUCAUCCCAAGUAACUCAGCCCUGCUGGCUGUGCUGAGUCCACAGGGCUAUUGCAACCCCAGGUUUUACUUCCUCUGGCACAGAAAAAAACAAAAGCCGCAUGUAGGUGACCUAUGUCAGUCCAUUGAACUUUCUGAGUCUAAGGGUAAAGUUGCAUAAGACUAGAAGAUAGCUUCUCUCCUCCUCUUCCAGGCUGUUUUUUCCCAUCCAGCCAUCCCUCUAUAUCCUCUGGAAUAGAAAAUGACUUGGGGUACCCCCAAAGGUGCUCUGUACCCUUUUAAGCAGUAUCUCUGUUUUCUGAAGUUGAAACAUGGAUGUCUCAGACGAUAUUAUGCAGUCACAACAUUUAAUUUUUCCCUCUGCAUGUAACGGCCCUAAUCUGAAUUUUUUUUUCUUUUUGUGCAGUUUUUGGCCGGGGCCAGGUUUGAACCCACUACCACCUCUGGUAUAUGGGGCAGUGCCCUACUCCUUGAGUCACAGGCGCCUCCCCCCCUCCUCCCCCCGAAUCUGAAUUUUUAAAGUGCAAACAAACUGUUACUAGAGAUUUUAAUUCAUUAAACUUUUUCUUUGGAGUCUUGGAAGCAUUAGCUCUGGUAGGUCUGUAAGUAGAUUAAAGGAGAUCACUCACGUUAUUGGAGCAGUUCUCAGAUGUCUUCCCUCUCCGGUGGUUCUCUGGGAUCUCUUAUUCCCUUAGGCACACUGGCUCCUUCUAGACAUUUCUUGCCAUUUCUCCAGCUAGAUCACUCCUACUUGAUUACUGACUUCAGUGUCCACCUUUCUGGACACUCUUAAUUGGUUUAUUAAGGGAGCAUAUGAUUAGAAUUUGUUGGGAACCUGGCUAUUUUGGAGCAAAUGUGUAUUUAACUAGCCUAGAGAUGCUGCUUCUAGGUGAAGAGGAAGAGAAUCGUUGCCUUGCUGGAGAGCUGAGCAGUCAACAGCAGCUGGGAAGGACUUGGGAAAGCAGGGCCAAGUCAUUGGCCAAAUGCUGCUGUCCCAGCAGGGAAAACGGAAACAGAUGAUGGAGAGCCACAGGUAUUCCUGCACUUCAAGACACAGCAUUUGCACCACUCCAGAGUCAUCUUUGUAAAUGAAAAUUUAUCUGUAAUCCAAAAGAAAAUCAGUUGUGCAUAAAAUAUAAUUCUUCCGACCUUAACUAUGGCAAUAAAUUAGCUAUUUAACUGUUACAUAGAAGUAUCACCAGCUAAAAGAUAGAAAUUGAAAAACAAAAGCUAUUUCUAUGGUUUAAAUUUAGAUAAAGCCAUCAUCACAGUGUAUUUUUCAAAUAGAACUUUCAUCAGCAAUAUGUCCCACAUAGUUUUACCAUUUGGACCGUUUUUUUUCUGUGUUUGCUAAUCUCUAGCUAAUUACUAUUUUAUUAAUUAGCUUUCCUUUCUAAGAAGUAGGAGGGAACUCUGAUGCUGUGUCCAAAAUCACGCAGUGAAUUUCUGUUGAACUAGAGCUGGAAGUGCUGGCCUCGUGUUUACUCAUGUCACGUUCUCCCCGUUUUGCAUUUUGAAAUUCCUUGUCUGUAAUAGGGCCACACUCCUCAGACUCUGACCUGGCAUUGAUCUUCUGGGGCAUCGCUUAUUAUCAAGUACCGUGAAACAUACAGAUUUAUGUUUUAGCACUUUACAGUUCAUCCUUGCAGUCUCUCAUAUGUAAGCAGUUUUGAGUCUGGCAUUUUUCUUUAUUAAGUCUGAUGUGUGCUCUUUGAACAAGAGGGUCUGCUGGUGAGUGUCUCAUCCCUGCCUCUAGCUUAUGUUUUGCCUCUGUCCAGUGUUGUCACAAGCACUUUAUACUGUCAAGAGGGGAGAGCAGCAUAAUCUUCCUGACCCACUGAUGUCAGAGCUGGGCUCCUGAGUGACAGUAUCCUCUCAAGCAAGCAAACAGUGCCAGUAGAGCUCUAGAUUUAGAGGCCUAGCUGCAAACCCAGCAGGAGAGAGGAAGGAUAAUCGAAGCUGUCUUCUGUCCCUAGAGAUUUGAAGGAUCCCAGACUCCUAUGAAUGGGUAGCUGGACUUUUUAGCUUCAGGGAUUGGGUACUUUUUUCUCUCUGAAAUGAUCCAUCAUCACUUGUGUGCUCUCCAUGGGGGAGGGCACUGCCUUCUGUUGUUCAUAUAUUCAAUUGAAGAAUCUUUCUGAACCUGGGAACAGAAAGUGUAUUGGCCUCAAACAGAUGAAGAGCUGGGUUUGGAGGUGUUCUGUGCGCCUUCUCUUGCCUUGAAAUAUCUUUCAUUGCUUCCCCUUCAUUGCCCAGGGCCUCAUGGAAGGUUGCCACAGUUGUUUGACUUAACAACUUAAGCUUGCUUCAGGAUUUCUCUUCUGUGAUAGCAGAAGUGAAGGCAGAAAAGCUCUAACUGAGAAAGUUUUUUUGUUUUUUUUUUUUGUUUUUUUUUGUAGAGACAGUCUCACUGUACCGCCCUCGGUUAGAGUGCCAUGGUGUCACACGGCUCACAGCAACCUCUAACUCUUGGGCUUACGCGAUUCUCUUGCCUCAGCCUCCCGAGUAGCUGGGACUACAGGCGCCCGCCACAACGCCCGGCUAUUUUUUUGUUGCAGUUUGGCCGGGGCUGGGUUUGAACCCGCCACCCUCGGCAUAUGGGGCCGGCACCCUACUCACUGAGCCAUAGGCACCGCCCAAACUGAGAAAGUUUUAAAAGCAAAAGGGGACAAGCACUAACGACUUAGAAAGGCUAUUUGAUGUCCUUUAGCCCUGCUUUAUAGUCACAUAGCACCUCCUGAGCAGGACAGCUCGAGCAGAUAAACUUGGAUGAUUACCAUUAUAUUUCUUGUGCCCUUCCCGGGGUCCCUGCACCCCCAAAGUCAAGAGACCCCAUUUAGAUUAGGGACACAGAGACCCUGUAGCCCAGUGAUUAAAGAACAACUUUACUAUAGCCCCAGAGAUUCCAUUUCUGCAGGAGUAAAGUCUGAUCACUUCAGUUUGGCUUUCACUGGGAAGUACGCUGUCCCUGGGCGAUCUCUCCUGCACACAGUUUUGCCUGCUUGCUUGCUUUCCUGGGCCUUUGUUUCUAAGAAGGUAACUUAAGACAUGAAAACAGGCCUUCAGCUUUGAUGGUAUGUUACCCCACCUUUGCAUGGCUUUGAAAUUCCUGGCAGAUUACCCUGCCAUGUUGGUGGCAGUGUCUAUACAAGAAUGACAGUGGCUUCCCUGAAGAGAGGACCCAUAACCUUGAUUUCUGGCUCUGUUUAUCCUCUGGCUUCUGGGCACAUAUGCUGGCAUUUGCGUGAGUCUACACCAUUUUUGAGAACUUGGAAAUAUAUAAAAGGGAAUCUUCUAGAAGAUUGUACACUGGCUUGCUUUUAGAGAUUAGCUACAAGGUUCGUUUUUGUGUCUCUGUUGCUUGUUGGCCAGUGUAGUCAACAGAGUUCUUCUUUAAUACCUAAGGUAUAGAUUUGGUCAGCAGUGGUUAAUUCAGAAGAAUAAUCUUCCACCAUUUUAAUUUUCUCUCUGCCCUCUGCCCCACACAUGCCCCUCACAGACAUUGAUAUAAGCAGGAUUUUACCAACACAAUAUAAUGACAUUUUUCUUAGGAGUAAAGAAUGUUCAUGUCAUUUGCAGGUGCAUGGAUUCAGGAGAAGCACAGUUGAGCGGAAGGAAGGCUAGGAUAUUUGAGGCUUUACCCCUGCCCCGUGUCCACACAGGAAGUGGAUCAGUUGUCAUGAUAUCACCUUUUCCCCUCCUGAUAUAGCUCCUCCUCUUCUGCCUAAUGACCCUGGAAUUGACCUGGACUCGUCUUGCCACCAGGGCCCCUCAGAAGUUGCACCAUCUUGGGCGGCGCCUGUGGCUCAGUCGUGCCUGGCAUCAUGCUAUUACAGGACAACCAUCCACAUUUAUCAUCAAAACACAGGAGGAGGGGCGGCGCCUGUGGCUCAGUCGUCUCUCCCUAGGAAAGCCAAGGCCCCUGUAUCUCAGCCAAGUGUCCAUGGAGUUGACACCUAGCUCUGAGAGGGUGCUGACCCAGGGCUGCAGCCACACACACUCCAGUAGGAAGAAGCAGUUGAUUCACAAGCCUGACUCCUGAGACUGGAUAGCUCCACCAGCCUACAGAGUGUACUGGACUAGACGGCUGAGCCACACAGUAUCCCGAGUGCCUGACAGGCCCAUGCCACGGCCAGAUCCCUCCUCCAGGCUGGGGGGCCUCCUGCCUGUACUCCUGGCUCUCCUUGGUGUGAUCUGGGCAGAGGUGUGGAUGCCCCAGCAGCAGGAGCAGGCUCCGAUGCCCAGAGCCCUGAGCAGGAGGGAGAGUUUCUUGCUCCUCUCCCUGCACAAUCGCCUGCGCAGCCGGGUCCAGCCCCCUGCGGCCAACAUGCGGAGAAUGGACUGGAGUGAGAGCUUGGCCCAACUGGCUCAGGCCAGGGCAGCCCUCUGUGGCACCCCGGCCCCGAGUCUGGCGUCUACACCGCAGGUGGGCUGGAAUGAGCAGCUGUGGCCUGCAGGCUUGGUGUCCUUUGUUGAAGUGGUCAGCCUGUGGUUCGCAGAGGGGCAGCAGUACAGCCACACAGAGGCCGAGUGUGCCCACAAUGCCACCUGCACCCACUACACUCAGCUCGUGUGGGCCACCUCGAGCCAGCUGGGCUGUGGGCAGCAUCUGUGCUCUGUAGGCCAGGCAGCCAUGGAAGCUUUUGUCUGUGCUUACUCCCCCGGAGGCAACUGGGAGGUCAAUGGGAAGACAAUCAUCCCCUAUAAGAAGGGCACCUGGUGUACGCUCUGCACAGCCAGUGUCUCGGGUUGCUUCAAGGCCUGGGACCAUGAAGGGGGCCUCUGUGAGGUUCCCAGGAACCCAUGUCGGAUGAGCUGCCGGAACCAUGGACAUCUCAAUGUCAGCACCUGCCACUGCCACUGCCCCCCUGGAUACACGGGAAGAUACUGCCAAGUGCGGUGCAGCGUGCAGUGCGUGCAUGGCCAGUUCCGUGAGGAGGAGUGCUCCUGCAUCUGCCACGUGGGCUACGAGGGAGCCCAGUGUGCCACCAAGGUGCACUUUCCGUUCCACAACUGUGACCUGAGGAUCGAUGGAGAUUGCUUCAUGGUGUCUUCAGAGGCAGACACCUACUACAGAGCCAAGAUGAAAUGCCAGAUAAGAGGCGGGGUGCUGGCCCAGAUUGAAAGCCAGAAAGUACAGGACAUCCUGGCCUUCUACCUGGGCCGCCUGGAGACCACCAAUGAGGUGACUGACAGCGACUUUGAGACCCGGAACUUCUGGAUCGGACUCACCUAUAAGACCACCAAGGACUCCUUCCGCUGGACCACCGGGGAGCAACAGGCCUUCACCAGUUUUGCCUUUGGACAGCCUGACAACCAGGGGUUUGGCAAUUGUGUGGAGAUGCAGGCAUCAGCCGCCUUCAACUGGAAUGACCAACGCUGUAAAACCCGAAACCGUUACAUCUGCCAGUUUGUCUGUUUAAUCAGGGACUCAAGGGAAGCUCCUUUGUGCCCUGGCUCAGAGCGCGGGCAAACGCGGGGCGUUCACACGGAUGUCCCCAGCUAUCUCCACCAUCUGCAAAGGAGGGAGCCGGACCCCAGAUCACAACUCAGGCAUUUAUUUACUCAAGGAGCAGACGCCGCGCGCGCCAGGAGAUCCCGCCCUGCGCCGAGCUGCUCCCGGGACGCGGGCUGGGCAAGGUGCACGCGCCCCGUGCACGCGCCCCGUGGGAGUCAGCCCGCGCACGCGCAGCCCGCCCUGCCCCCGCGGCCCCCGCCCCCUCCCGCCGCGCCGCGCGGCCGCCCGAAGCCCUUCCGCGGGUCGCCGGCGACUGUCGAGACGGUGUCCGGUUCCCUGGUGACCCCGCGGGCGAAGGUGAAGCUGCUGGGCACCCCGGAAGCGUGUCGGAGACGUUUAAAUAUGGCUUGGGAGCCCACAUGUGGUCCUGCCUGGCCAGGCCAGAAGAGGCAGCAGGGCGCAGCCAUCUACUGCAGUAACUACGACUUGAACUAUGAACUGUACCGAGAAGAUGUUCCCUACAGGGUGUACGAAUACCACAGGAUCCCCCCACUCAUCAACCGUGUGCCUGUCAAGCUCCGGAGGACCCACAUGGGCCGGGGGGUAAAGAGGAGGAAGAAGCCCCUGCCCUCUGCACAGAUAAAGCCAGUCCGACCUGAAGAACUGCGCUCCAUCAGGGGGGAGCUGAGCCAGAUCAAAGCCCAGGUGGACAGCCUGCUGGAGCAUCUGGAAUACAUGGACCGGCAGAGGGACCAGCCGGCAGGGACAAAGGACAGUGAAGAGAACAAGUGUUCUGGUAGUGAGGGCUCAAGCAGAAACAUUGAGCCCUCACAGGAGCCUAGGGGUCAGAGGGCCAGCCCAGAGGCAGAUGGCUCCAAGGAGAGCACAGACGCAGAGAAGGCAGUGAAGAAUCACUCACUGGAACAGGAAGGCAGCCAAUAGGAGGUGGGAAUCCCCCCAGCCUCAUCAGUGGCAGGCUUUCUUGGGUACUUCCUUUCCUUGUCUGGUGACACCCAUGUAGCCUGAGACACCUGCUCUGUAGCUGGGGCAGUUAGGUGGGGGCAGGGCUCAGCUGGAUGGAAAGCCUCACUAGUGGUGGGUUUAGCUUCUUUGGAGGUUGUGUUUCCAGAUUAGUCCUGGGGCUGGCAGGGGUGGAAGGGAGGCAGCCUGGAACUGCCCAGCACCAGCUCACCAUGCUCAUGAAGGAGGCAGAUAGACAACAGGGUCCCCCUCAGGAGAUACCCUCAGCCCUGUCUGAAUGCAGACACUGGCUGACAGGUACACCUGUUCUACUGUUGCCCUCUGACACCAAGCUGGCAGGCCCUCUUCAUUUGCCCCAUAAAACUCCUUUUGGUUCCAAACUCAUCCAAUCCAGAAAGCCAUCCUUCAAGAGGGGCACUAUUUUUACAUCCUGUUUCUAUCUUGUCUCUGGCUGGGGUUGCAAACCUACUCUAGAAAAAUGUCUGAAGGGAAAAAAUAAAACUUGUAUUUCUUUUUCCUGGU
Nycticebus coucang (slow loris) is the source of this 7429-nucleotide messenger RNA. Its product is annotated as C-type lectin domain family 18 member A. The record is from RefSeq and is a predicted model, not a curated record. NCBI's taxonomy places the organism in Eukaryota, Metazoa, Chordata, Mammalia, Primates, Lorisidae. The coding region runs from base 4592 to 6868 and encodes 758 amino acids. The transcript is spliced from 24 exons. Gene Ontology annotation, molecular function: polysaccharide binding.